ACUUCACUCUGUGGAGCCUUCAGGUGUCUUUUAAAGCUGCAGAAAAACUCAAUGUUUUCAGUCUUCUCUCUGUAACGUCUGAGAAGAAGUUGUGUAGUCUGUGUUGAGGGAUCAUAUCUGAGCUGAUGGGCUAUCAGAGGAGCAUGUGGAGGAGUCUGGCCGGAGGAGGAGGAGGAGGAGGAGGUGCUGUGGUGAGGUGUUCAUGUUCAGAGGAGGAGGUGAAGAUCUCCUUCAGGCGGGUCGGAGAGGAGCGGCGGCUCAGACCAGUGUUUGUUCGCCGCUGGUUCGGUCGACUGUCAGUGUCUCUGCUGUUCAGAUAUUUAGCUAAACCCUCCGAGGAGUGGUUAGCGGAGUCGCCCCGCCUGUCCACUGCCUCCAUCAGCAGCAAUGAGCGCGCUCCGUCGGCCACGCCGUCCGACUCCUCCGAGCGCCGCCCGGCGAGCCUGAUCUCCACGCUGUCCUCGGGCUCCGGAUCCUCCCGAGACGACAAUCUUGCCCCGCCCCCGCCCCCGCCGCCGUCGCCGCCGUCCGACCAGACCUCCGACAUCGACCUGGACCUGAGCCCUGCAGAGGGCGCUGCAGAGGGCGAGGGGAGGACGCGGCCACGCCGGGAGCUUGACGGUAAGGGGCGGAGACACAACAACAACAACAACAAGAAGGAGUCCACGCCGAGUCGAGCCUCCAGCCGGAGGUCACCGUUCAUAAGCAGAAGCAUGGCGCCGAACCCUCAGCUGACCUACCUGGACCGAGUCGUCAUGGAAAUCAUCGAGACGGAGAGGAUGUACGUCAGAGACCUGCGCAUGAUCGUAGAGGACUACCUGGCCCACAUCAUUGAUCAGUGUGAUCUAUCGAUCCGUCCUGAGCAGGUCUGUUCUCUGUUUGGAAACAUCGAGGACAUCUACGAGUUCAACAGCGAGCUGCUUCAGGCUCUCGACCUCUGUGACAACGACCCAGUCGCCAUCGCCAGGUGCUUCGUCAUGAAGAGCGAGUACUUUGAGAUCUACACUCAGUACUGCACCAACUACCCAAAUUCGGUCGCGGCGCUGACGGAGUGCAUGAGGAAUAAAACUCUGGCCAAGUUUUUCCGUGACCGGCAGGCGUCGUUGAAGCGUUCGCUGCCUCUCGGUUCAUACCUGCUGAAACCCGUUCAGAGGAUCCUCAAAUACCACCUGCUGCUCCAGGAGAUAGCGAAGCACUUUGACCCAGAGGAGGAGGGUUACGAGGUGGUGGAGGAGGCCAUCUACACCAUGACGGGCGUGGCGUGGUACAUCAACGACAUGAAGAGGAAACACGAGCACGCCGUCAGGCUGCAGGAGGUUCAGUCUCUGCUGCUGAACUGGAAAGGUCAGGACCUCACCACGUACGGAGAACUGGUUCUGGAGGGAACCUUCAAAGUCCAUCGAGCCAAAAACGAGAGAACGCUCUUCCUGUUCGACCGCAUGCUGCUCAUCACCAAACGCCGCGGAGAGCACUACGCCUACAAGACGCACAUCUCUUGCUCCACUCUGAUGCUGAUUGAAAGUGCCAAAGACUCUCUGAGCUUCAGCGUGACUCAUUACAAACAUCCCAAACAGCCUCACACCGUCCAGGCGAAGACGGUGGAGGAGAAGAAGCUGUGGGCUCAUCACAUCAAACGCAUCAUUCUGGAGAACCACCACGCCAUCAUCCCACAGAAGGCUAAAGAGGCCAUCCUGGAAAUGGAUUCCAUCUAUCCUCCGAGGUAUCGGUACAGUCCUGAGCGGCUGAAGAAAGCUCUGUCCUGUCAGUCCGACGAGAUUCAACGAGACGGUCGCCAGGGACGACGACAGUCCGAGCCGAACAAACACACACUGAAGCGCAACAGAGCCGUCGUCAAGGAGCGGCGCUCUCUGCAGCCUGCCACCGCCACCAGCAGCAGCAGCACGCCGGGCUCCGGCCUGGGCGAGGAGGAGGAGGAAGAGGAGGAGGAGGAAGAAGAAGAGGAGGAGGAGGAGCUGGGCAGCAGGAAGGACUCACUGGACCGACUGAUCUGCAGCGAGGACGAGGAAGAGGCGGGGACGUUGUCUCCUCAGCGGUCUCAUCGGACGGCGGCAGAGGACAGCGAGUCGGACGACCUCCUGCUGGAGGACGAGCAGGUAGAGGACUUCGUCAGCUCCGUGCUGGCCGCCAUCUCCUGCUGGGCUCUUCUGUCAACGGGGGUUACCAUGGAGGCAGACGGCGGCAGCGUCUCCUCCAACGGCUGCAACAAAGAAAACGGCCGAGAUCCUGAAGAAGACGAGCCGGGUGGAACUGAACCGACGUGUGAGAAGCCCUCCACAGAUAAGCUGGCGCAGGAGAAGACAUCAGAGUCUGAACCGACAGAAAACCCUCAACCAGAACCCUCCUCUGAUCCGGACACACCUCCCAGGACCUCUCAGAGAUCAGAAGAACUGAGACCUAAAAGAGAUCCAGAGCCGACAGAGCAGCCGUCUCCUGCCACACCGGAAUCAGACUCAAAAACCCUGAGUAGUGGCGAAUCCUCUGAGGAUGAGGAGGAUGUGAAGGAGGCACCAGAGAAAGAGGGUGAAACCUCCAGCAUCCUUCCUUCCUCCGUCCUGGACAAAGCCAGCGCCAUCGCUCAGCACUUCACCAACAGCAUCAAACGAGGCAGCCUGGACUCCCUCAGCUGCGCGUCACCACGGCUACCCAGCAGGACCGGCAGCAGCCUCAGCCUCAGCGCCGAACCCGCCGACCGAACGCUGCGGGUGAACAGCAUCUCUUCCGAUCCCGCGGAGACCUUCGGCGCGACGGAUCUGACCCUGCUGUCUCCUCGGGACGACAGCCUCUGCGAAGCAGAGCGAGGCAUUCGGCGGAGGCGGGACUCCACGCUGUCCAAGCAGGACCAGCUCCUCAUCGGCAAAAUCAAGAGUUACUAUGAGAACCAGGACGCCACCUUCAGCCUCCAGCGCAGAGAGAGCCUGACGUACAUCCCGACCGGGCUGGUCAGGAGCUCCGUCAGCCGGCUCAACAGCAUCCCAAAGGAUGAAACCGUCCAGACGAAUCCCUUCGUCUCGACCAGGUCCUCCAGUCUGGAGUCAAACUCCUUUUUACCCUCCGACACCCAGGGCCGCAUGGUCUCUAGUGACUCGUUGGACUCGUUCAGGUCCGAUCAGAGAAGCACAGAUCUAGAAGAUUCAGAAGGAUACCAGUGGUCCAGAUCUCAUAGCUUGCAGGACAAUCCAUCUGAGGAAGAAGAGUUCAGACCUUCAUCUGACAUGAUCAAGAUCUGGCAGACGAUGGAGCGAGAGGUCAACCGAUCACAAAGCGACGACAGAGUGCGAGAACGACCUCGAGAAGCUCCGAGAAACCCCAAAGCGACUAGCAGCCUUUCUGAGACGACGCAGAGCUGUGAGCGAGACAGCGGAGCGUCCGACCUCAGCACCAUCACCGAGGAAUCCACCAGUCCUUCGCCCCUCAAGCCCAAAGCCCCCGGUUUGAACCGGACAGGAAGUCUGAAGGACGCCCUGAAGGUGUUCGGGGAAGAGGCCGCCGGCGGCGUCAGGGCCAGGGUUCCUCGGGUCGCGGUUCCUCGGGUCGCCCAGCUGAAGGCGGAGGCAGAGGGGGGAAAGCCAAGUGAGGAUUCAAACCAGCUGGACGACGAAGACAAGGCGAAGAGCAAAGUCCUCAAUCUGGCCCGUCAGUACAGCCAGCGGAUCAAAACGACCAAACCGGUGGUCCGACAGCGAAGCCAAGGCCUCCUGAUGGGCAAGAAGACCUUACCCUGUGUGAUGGAGGAGAAGGAGAGUUCAGGUAAACCCAACCUGACUCUGCCGCUGGGUUCUCAGAACCAGGCGACCUCUCUACCGCUGGGCCCCGUAGACCAGAUCCAGGGUCUGGCCUGCAGCUCCGCGGCGGUCUCCUCGGGCCGGGCUCGCUCCCGCAGCCCCCUCGGCCCCCUCAGUCCUCCUCUGCCCAUCGAGGGCUUCAACUGGCCCGACGUCCGAGAGCUCCGCUCCAAAUACUCCGACCACGGUCGCACCAAGAAGAGUCCCAUCAGCCGGAGUUGCUCCACGCCGGAGCAUUUGUUCGACGGCGGUCUCAGGAGGCACUCCAGCUGCUCCUCCAGCCUACUUGUCGCUGACGGAGCUUCUGGCGAGGUGCCGUCGGACAAGCCUCUCCGCAGCCGGAACGCCAGCCGAGAGGAACGCCGGAAACGGCUUCAGAGAGCCAAUUCUCUGGACCCUCGGCUGAGCGAAGCACAAAUGGGCGAGCUGCAGAAGCUCCAGGACCAGGUCGCUAACGGCGACUACGACGGCGACCACGACGGCUACUACGUCGCGGCCGAGGCGCCGCUGCCGGACGACUCCGAACACAAGAUCAUCGUCAUGGAGAAGCUCCCAGAGCCUGCGGAGGCCUCGGAGGACGGAGGGGAUGAGAACUACGUUCAGAUCCGUUCGCCCACCAGCAGGGAGAAGAUCUCCAUCAUGGCCGUCAUCGACCGCUGCCGGGUCUAUCAGGAGUCUGACGAGUACAAACAGAGGGAGGACGUGAGAGCCAAAACUGAGCCGGCGAGGCCUCAAGAGCUCGACGCCACGGCGGCGGCGUCCUCCAACGAUCAGGGCGACGAGUCCCAGACGACAAGCUCGCACUGCGGACAGAAGACGGACGGCGGUCAGCAGAGCAUCGUGAAGAACUUGAGAGAGAAGUUCCAGAGUCUGAGCUGAAGAAACGGAUCAGACGUCAAAACAGAAUUAAUGAACCUCGCAGAUAUAUAAAAUCAUAUUAGUUCAAAUAUCGUGUUCACUACUUAAAUAUUAUUCUACAGCAGACGACUACUAACAGCUAGAUCAUGUGAUCAUGAAAGAAUUAUCUGUAAUUAUUCUAAGCGGUUAUGAAUCGGCGUCAUAAAAACAUUUUGAUAUUUAAAAUGUAUAAUUAUUAUUAUUAUUAUUUCAAGAAAAGAGACAUUUAGAAGACAGAAUAUCUCGUGUGAUUACGACUCCUCUUCAUGUAAAGAUCAAAAAACAACUUUCUUGAGAUAACGACAGCGUCCUCCCCGGCAUUAUGUAGAUAAAUAAUAUCUAGAAAUGUGUAAAUAUCUUCAUACAGUCAUCAGAUACACCUUAUCUUCAGUCACAAUGUUUGUUAAAAGCACCUUUUUGUACAGGAUGUUAUUACGUGUUGCACAGUUUCACUUCAGUUUUCCUCUUCAGAGAUUUUAGGGAAUCGUCACGACACAGUCUGACAGUAGUGGAAGCCUCAUGAAUAUAUAUAUAUAUAAUAUAGUAUAUAUAUAUAAUAUAUAUUAGAGAGAUUAGCAUGAAAGCAGAGACUUUAUAAACCAAAGCUCAUGUGUGUGGAUUCCUGCUACCAGAGGACUAACCACUAAACUUUAUCACUUUGUUCAGUCCUAAAAACAACUCACAGACUUUGCAGCUGCACAACCUCUUGUGUUAUUUUUAUAUUUAUAUUUUAUAUAACUGUCCAACACGUAGGUAAAUAUUACUGUUCUCUGUCUUCCCCAGAGUCACAUGUUCUCACCGGGUCUCACGGGAAGACGUAUAAAUGGCACGAUGUUACACAGACAUUGAGCGUCAUGAUUCCAGGCUUGUCAUCACGCAACAAGAGUACGGUAACGUCCGCUCUUAGGUUUAGGAAAAAAAUCCAAUUGGGCUUCAAAUAAGUACGUAAACUAAGUAAAAUACGUACAGAAACAACGUAACGUCAGUACGGAAAACAACGUCUUCUUCUGGUUUUAUGAACAUCUGUGAUUGUUUGAUAUUUAAAGACAACAUCAAAUGUUGAUAACGGCGUCCAACAUCCAUUCAGAUGACAGUAUGGAGGACUCAAACCUGCGUUACUAGGAGACAAAUAAAUUAAUGGAUGAUUUAAAACAUAAACUAAUAAAUUAAUUUUUAAAAAUUAGUAAACUUGUAAAUAAAAUAGCUGUGGAUUUAUUUUCCCUCAGCGACAUUUAAUUAAUUAAAUUUUUAAUUAAAUUUGGUAAAAAAUAAUCUCUUUCAUGGCCUGUUUUAUAUUUUUCCUAUAACAUAUAUAAAAUAUGCAAAUUUUACCCUCAGAAUACAAAUUCUGAUUAAUGUAUUUAUUAUACAUUAAUGGAUGUAUUUCUAUAUGUUUGUGCCUUUUUGAACAUUUGAUUUACUUUGUCCAUUUAUUUAUGUCCUAAUAAGUCAGGUUUUAUCCUCCAUACACACCAGAGUGUUUUAAUACAUCAGUUCUUUUUAGCACCUUCCUCCGUGGCACGCUGGCAGAUUUGGGACUUGAACCUGUGACUUUCCUUUAACCACUGGUCCACCCUGCACGUGAUGUUCCCGACUCAGUCGACCACUGUUUAUUUAUUCAUCUAAUGUAAAUAGAAACAAAUCGAUUGUAUUUCUAUAACUGUGGUUCUAUGUGUGUUGUACAAACAUGUUUCUACGUCAUCAGACGUCCUCAUUAAAACACAGAGAGGAUCA
Messenger RNA from Sebastes umbrosus (honeycomb rockfish), 6434 nucleotides. RefSeq names its product pleckstrin homology domain-containing family G member 3 (gene plekhg3). Gene Ontology annotation, molecular function: guanyl-nucleotide exchange factor activity. The transcript is spliced from 19 exons. Lineage: Eukaryota; Metazoa; Chordata; Actinopteri; Perciformes; Sebastidae. The record is from RefSeq and is a predicted model, not a curated record. Bases 126 to 4682 code for a protein of 1518 amino acids.